This is a messenger RNA of Archocentrus centrarchus (flier cichlid), 5711 nucleotides long. It is a transcript of the gene thoc2, whose product is annotated as THO complex 2. Gene Ontology annotation, biological process: mRNA processing; mRNA export from nucleus. Lineage: Eukaryota; Metazoa; Chordata; Actinopteri; Cichliformes; Cichlidae. Bases 95 to 4819 code for a protein of 1574 amino acids. The record is from RefSeq and is a predicted model, not a curated record. The transcript is spliced from 39 exons. Gene Ontology annotation, cellular component: THO complex part of transcription export complex. Gene Ontology annotation, molecular function: mRNA binding.
AACAGCGAGCUAGCAGCGGCUGCUAACCACCACAUUUGACCCUGUGUGUGCCAUGAUGAUGAAAAACUAGACAUCCGGGCUGUGUGCAUGGAAGAUGGCGACACUUACCCUUCCUGGUGAAUGGAUCAAAAACUGGGAAAAAUCAGGAAAACAUGAGUUUGUACAACUCUGCAAAGACCUGACGGAGAAAGCAGAUCAUGGAAGUGAAAAUAGAGACAUACAGACUGCCUUAUACGAGCUCUGCUGGCAAGUUGUACAGGGGAACCUCAAGUUGGAUCUUGUCACCAGCGUCCUUGGGGACAUGAUGGAACUCCGAGAAGACAUGCCAUCAAUUUUAGCAGAUGUGUUCAGUAUACUUGAUUUAGAGACCAGUGCACUGGAAGAAAAAAACAAACGUGACCAUUACACACAGCUGGUUGGAGCAUGUUUAAUUUUUCUCCCAGAGGCCAUUUUGAAAGAGAGGCUGGAUCCAGAAACCCUUGAAUCCCUUGGACUUAUAAAACAAGCGCAUCAGUUUAAUCAGAAGAUUGUCAAAAUCAAGACUAAACUAUUUUACAAGCAGCAGAAGUUUAACCUGCUAAGGGAGGAGAAUGAGGGCUACGCCAAACUAAUCGCUGAGCUAGGCCAAGACCUAUCAGGCAAUAUCACCAGCCACAUUGUUCUGGAGAGCAUCAAGUCCCUCAUAGGAUGCUUCAACCUAGACCCUAAUCGUGUAUUGGACAUAAUUUUGGAGGUAUAUGAGAGUCGUUCUGACCAAGAUGAGUUCUUUCUGGCCCUCAUCAAGUCCUACAUGUGUGAGCCGCUCACCCUUUGCCACAUUCUGGGUUUUAAGUUCAAAUUCUACCAGGAGCCUAAUGAGGAAACCCCAAAGUCACUUUAUCAUAUUGCUGCUGCCCUCCUGCACUCUAACCUGAUUGAGCUCGAAGAUCUCUACGUACAUCUUAUGCCACUAGAUGCCGCCAUCAUAGAGGAACACAAACGAGACAUCUCGGAGGCCAAGCAAAUUGCUCGCAAGCUGGUCAUGGUUGUGUUGCCCUCUGAGAAAAGUGAAGACAAAGAAAAGGACAAAGAGAAGGAAGAAGAGAAAAAUGACAAGCCACCUGAUAACCAGAAGCUUGGUCUGUUGGAAGCGCUGCUUAGGAUUGGAGACUGGCACCAUGCCCAGAGUAUUAUGGACCAGAUGCCUUCCUUCUAUGCCACUUCUCACAAGGCCAUCGCGCUGGCGCUCUGCCAGCUUGUACACCUGACUGUGGAGCCUCUUUACAGAAGGGCUGGUGUUCCUAAAGGGGCAAGAGGAUGUGUAAUGCACCCACUAAGGAGCAAGCGGGCCCCUCGACCUGCAGAGAGCUUUGAGGACUUAAGGAGGGACACAUUUAGGAUGCUCUGCUACCUGGGCCCCCACCUCUCCCAUGACCCUAUUCUCUUUGCCAAGAUUGUUCGCCUUGGCAAGGCCUUCAUGAAGGAGUACCAAAGUGAUAACAGACCUGAGGUGAAAGACAAAAUGGACACAUUGUUGAGUUGUUUCCUGAGUGUUGCAGAUCAGGUGCUACUCCCUUCUCUUUCCCUGAUGGAGUGCAAUGCUUGCAUGUCUGAGGAACUGUGGGGUCUGUUCAAACUCUUUCCCUAUCAUCAUAGGUAUCGGUUAUACGGGCAAUGGAAGAAUGAGACAUAUUCCAGCCAUCCGUUAUUGGUUAAAGUCAAAGCUCAGACUGUGGAUAGGGCCAAAUACAUCAUGAAGCGGUUGACCAAAGAGAAUGUGAAACAAUCUGGAAGGCAGAUUGGGAAGCUGAGCCAUAGUAAUCCCACCAUCCUCUUUGAUUAUAUGCUGUCUCAAAUCCAGUGGUACGACAACCUCAUCGUCCCAGUGGUAGACUCCCUGAAAUACCUCACAUCCCUCAACUACGAUGUCUUGGCUUAUUGCAUCAUUGAGGCUCUGGCCAACCCUGAGAAGGAAAAGAUGAAGCAUGAUGACACCACCAUCUCCUCCUGGCUUCAGAGCCUGGCAAGUUUGUGUGGAGCUGUGUUCAGAAAGUACCCAAUUGAGUUGGCUGGCCUCCUUCAAUACGUCACCAAUCAGCUAAAAGCAGGGAAGAGUUUUGACCUGCUGAUCUUGAAAGAGGUGGUGCAGAAAAUGGCUGGCAUUGAGAUCACAGAUGAGAUGACCUCGGAACAGUUAGAGGCCAUGACAGGAGGCGAGCAGCUCAAAGCUGAGGGUGGAUACUUUGGCCAGAUCAGAAACACUAAAAAGUCCUCUCAGCGUCUGAAGGAGGCUCUCCUGGAUCACGAACUAGCACUACCCUUGUGUCUUCUCAUGGCCCAGCAACGAAACGGUGUGGUUUUCUUAGAGGGUGGAGAGAAACAUCUGAAACUUGUCGGCCAUUUGUAUGACCAGUGUCAUGACACGUUAGUCCAGUUUGGUGGUUUUCUGGCCUCCAACCUCAGCACAGAGGACUACAUCAAGCGGGUUCCCUCCAUUGACAUCCUUUGUAACCAGUUCCACACUCCACAUGAUGCUGCCUUCUUCUUGUCUAGGCCAAUGUAUGCUCAUCAGAUACUUUCAAAGUACGAUGAGCUGAAAAAAGCAGAAAAGGGCAACCGGCAGCAGCAGAAGGUACACAAGUAUGUGGCAGCCUGUGAACAGGUGAUGACACCAGUGCAUGAAGCUGUGGUAUCGCUCCAUCCAGCCAGGGUCUGGGAUGAUCUCCGCCCUCAGUUCUACGCCACCUUUUGGUCCCUCACUAUGUACGACUUGGCCGUGCCACAUGCUGCCUACGAGCGCGAGGUCAAUAAGCUCAAGGCUCAGAUCAAGCAAAUUGAGGAGAACCCUGAGAUCCCCAUGAAUAAGAAAAAGAAGGAGAAGGAACGCUGCACUGCGCUGCAGGAAAAACUACAGGAGGAGGAGAAGAAGCAGCUAGAGCACGUCCAAAGAGUUCUCCACCGCCUCAAACUGGAGAAAGACAACUGGUUAUUGGCCAAAUCCACAAAAAACGAGACCAUAACAAAGUUCCUGCAGCUCUGUCUGUUCCCUCGCUGCAUCUUCUCCUCCAUCGAUGCGGUUUACUGCGCCCGAUUUGUUGAGCUGGUCCACCAGCAGAAGACACCCAACUUCUGCACCCUCCUGUGCUAUGACAGGGUGUUCUCUGCUAUCAUUUAUACUGUGGCCAGUUGUACAGAAAAUGAGUCUCACCGCUACGGACGCUUCCUCUGCUGCAUGUUGGAGACGGUGACCCGCUGGCACAGUGACCGUGCCAUCUAUGAGAAGGAGUGUGCCAAUUAUCCCGGCUUCCUCACCAUCUUCAGAGCCACGGGAUUUGAUGGAGGCAACAAAGCGGAUCAGCUAGAUUAUGAAAACUUUCGCCAUGUGGUGCAUAAAUGGCAUUACAUGCUGACUAAAGCGUCGGUUCACUGCUUGGAAACAGGAGAUUACACCCACAUCCGGAACAUCUUAAUCGUGCUAACCAAGAUCCUGCCCUGCUACCCAAAAGUCCUGAACCUGGGCCAAGCACUAGAGUGCCGUGUCCACAAGAUCUGCCUUGAAGAGAAGGAUAAGCGGCCAGACCUCUAUGCCUUAGCAAUGGGUUAUUCAGGUCGCUUGAAAAGCCAGAAGGUGCACAUGGUCCCUGAGAAUGAGUUUCACCACAAAGAGCAGCCCGCACGCAGCACCACGCCUGCCAGUCAACAGAAUGGGCCCGGCAGCACAGGCAAGCCUGCCACCAGCACAAGCAAGACAGAGGAGGGGACUUCGGAGGAUGGUGAUCGGGGUAAGGAUAAAUCUCAGGGGACCACAAAGCCAGUGAACAAAGCCAACAGUGCAGCAGCCAAAGUGACCACCAGCAAUGGCAAUGGUGCUCUCAACAGCACCAAAGCUGUUAAAGAACGGGACGACAAAGAGAAGAGUGGGAAAGAGAAAAAAGAGAAAAAGGAAAAGACACCCGGCAGCACGCCAGAAGCAAAGGCGGAGAACCGUCGGGAAAAGCAGAGAGACGAGAGAGCAGGGAAAGAGGAGCGAGUGGUGCGAGAGGGUAAGGAGAAGACCCCAAAGGCAGACAGGGAGAAAGUGAAGCCAGAAGAGAAGAGUGGCAAAGAUGACAAGACCAAAGCCGGAAACGGAGAGCCCAUGGAACCCUCCAGGGAGCGUGAUGCCAUCAAGGAGGCCAAGAGCAAGGAGAAAGGAGACAGGAGUGCUGUGGCCGGGUCCCUCAAGUCACCAGGUCCCAGAUCUGAGUCGGCUGAAUCUGAGAGGGAUCACAAAAGGCGAAAGCUCGACAGUCACGCUUCCCCGUCCCACUCCUCGUCUGUUAAGCUCAUCUGUCAUCUCCAUUCAUCCCUACAGGACAAUAGCAUCGAACCCAAGGAGACCGCAUCCAAGCACCACAUCAACUUCAAUUCAGUUGCCCGGUCCAAGAGCAGAGAGAGGGAGAUGGAGAAGAAAGAUUCAGAGAACACACAAGGGCGAUCCAAAGAGAAGAAGGAAGAAAAGGAUCGGAAAGACCGGAAAAGAGACCACGCAGUCAACGACCAUGAGACGAGCCAAGAAGCCAAACGCAGAAAGGAUGAGAACGGGACCAAUGCUUCCAAAAACAGCAAGAGCACAAGUCCUUCCUGUGACUCCCCGCUAUCAGCUGAAAAAGAGAAGAGCAAAAGAUCCAAAUCAUCCAGUAAAGAGAAGGCCGACUCUGUGAAACCCGAGCGGACAUCCUCUGGCGGCAAGAAGGAGUCCAGACAUGAUAAAGACAAGUCUGAAAAGAAAGAGAAGAGGGACAGCAGCGGAGGAAAGGAAGAGAAAAAGCAUCAUAAAUCCUCUGACAAGCACAGAUAAUGUGCACUAAUCAGUGAAGCGGAACUGGAGAAGCUGUACUUUUAUCUGCAAGACAUCUGCACCUCCGUCUGUAUUUUGUUGUUAACUCAAAUAUUUUUUUGUUUUUUUUUUUUUUUUUUCGGCCCGGUUUUUGUUUUUUUCCUUUUUGUAAAAAAUCCCAUCUCAAGUCUUUGUUAGUUGUAGUUAUCUAAGCUUACUGAUCACCUCGUUAUUUUUCCAUUUCAAACUACGGUAAACCAGCUGAAAUUUCCUUUUUUUGGUGAAUGUGUGUCUGUUUUUUAUUAUUUGAUAUGGACGCAACACGCUGCCGUAAUCACAGUGUUAUUAUUCUAACUAGAAAUGUGAUUACUGUAUGAAAUGAUCUCCUGGUCACAUCUGGCCAUGGAUUCAAUAAUCUCAUGCUUGAAAAUGUCUUCUUUGUACAGUGUCAGGUUUUGCUUUUUUGCUUGUUUUAUUGGAGUUAACAAGCUUUCCAUGCUCACUUACCUCAUAUCCUUUUGAGAUACUUAGAUGCUUUUAUUUAUUCAUCUCCACCUUUUAAUCUGAAUAAGACAGUAGAUGUGUGAAAAAUUAUACAAAGGACCAGUUUGUAUAUUGUGUACAAUAAUAAAAAGGGUAACAUGAAAUUCACAUCAUGUUAUUUCUUUACUUUUUUUAAAUGUCCCACACAGUUCAUUUGUUUCUGUUUUGUUUUUUUUCUGUUAAUCAGGUUUUUACAUAACUUAUAAAAAUAUCAGUUUGACUUUGAUUCAGAUGUAGAAUUGUAGGAAAAAAAUCACACAAAAAAUCUGUACUACAGAUACAGCUGUUUCAAAAUGAAUUUUGGAGAUUUUAUCUGCUGUACUCAAUGAGUGUAAGCUUUUUUUUUUUUUUUUUUAAACAACAAAAAAAU